AUGGGUGGUCAUGGGUUGAAAGUGCGGUGCCUUGCGAGUACGAGCGUGGAGGACUGGGAUGGCGGGUAUGCGUGUGGGCGGGAAGAAGAGGCGGAGAAAGAGGAGGACGAGAAAGAGCUGGGAGAGGGAGAGGGAGAGGGAGAGGGAGAGGAAGAGGAAGAGGAAGAGGAAGAGGAAGAGGAAGAGGAAGAGGAAGAGGAAGAGGAAGAGGAAGAGGAAGAGGAAGAGGAAGAGGAAGAGGAAGAGGAAGAGGAAGAGGAAGAGUCUGCUUCCUGGUGCACCGCAAACCUCCCAGUAGAGGACCCUGUCGAGGAAAGUGACAUGGAAAGUGAUACGUCGGACUCGGAUUCGGAUUCAGAUUCAGACGACAACGACGAAGCUUCAAGCAGUGGAGCUAGCCCAGACUCGCAGAAUGUGUCGCCAGACAAGCAGCAUGUCAGCUGUAUUCAACACGCACAGUUGUCAGCGGAUGGAUCCUGCAUCUUCACCUCAGACUACAGCCGCAUAUUCAACGUCUACCCCAUCGACUCCUCUACACCGCCUGCUGCAAGCCCUCACUCCCUCUCCCCAUACGCCUCUCUCCAAUCACCAAACCCCAUCUGGGCCUUCGCAGCCAACCCACUCUUCAACUUCCAAGACGCCACCACCACACACGUCCUCAUCAGCCGCAGAGACUCGUACAUCACCCUCCACAACGCCCUCUGGGACAUCAACCAAACCAACCCCAACCCCUCCCCUACCCCCAAAACCCCAAUCGACAUCUCCACCCCUCUCUCCUUCUACAAAAACAUCAACCCCCUCACCGAAGCCGUCACCGCCCCCCUCAGCCUCACCUACUCCCACACCGGAACCCACUUCUUCGCCGGCCUCCAAAACUCAAUCGCAACCUUUGAUCUCACCCACACCGCCGCCCCAAUCCACACCACCCCCACCAUCCCCAGCCUACGCAACAAACUCAAAGGCGGCGGCCGCGGCUUCAAAGGCUCCAUCUCCGCACUCGCACUCUCCCCUCCCUCCCCUUCCCACUCCUCCAACGGCCUCCUCGCAGCAGGCUCUCGCACCCGCUACAUCGGCCUCUACGACGCCCACCACGCCCAGGAAAUCACUUCCUUUCCACUGCCCGGCACCACCGUGCGCCCCGCAUCCCACAACCGCAUCCUCGCUUCCGUCAUGGGCGAUGGCGUCUCAAGCCUGCAGUGGAGUCCCUGCGCUAAAUACCUGUACGUCGCCGAACGAAACACAGAUGUCCUGCUCAUCUACGACGUCCGCAACUUCUCCCUCGCCCUCGCCUACUGUGCUGGCCGCACGGCGCAGACCAAGCAGCGGCUCGGCUUUGCCGUGUGGAAUGCCGGCGCCGCCUCGCGGUCUGAUGGCGAGGCCGUGGCGCAUGAGGUUUGGGCUGGUGGGAUGGAUGGGUAUGUUAGGGUUUGGAGGGAUCCAUAUGUUAAAGAGGGGGCGGUUGAGGCGGAUGAGGUGAUUAGGGUUGGGGGUGUGGCGGGGGCGGAGAUGCCUGUUGUGAGUACACUUGUGCAUGAGGGUGGGGGGUUGGCGGUUGCGGCGGGUGGGAGGGUGGUUGUUGGGCAGGAUGAUGGUGGUGCUUCUGCUGGUGCUGCUGUUACAAGGGGGAAAAGAAGAGGGGGUCGGGGUAUCAGGCCGCUGUUCAGGGAAUGGGGGCGUUUAGAUAUCUUGUCUCUAGUGUGA
Molecule: messenger RNA, 1701 nt
Organism: Plenodomus lingam JN3
Lineage: Eukaryota; Fungi; Ascomycota; Dothideomycetes; Pleosporales; Leptosphaeriaceae
Molecular function (GO): protein binding
Source: RefSeq, a predicted model, not a curated record